AGAACAAAAUAUAUAAAUUAAAAUCUAAGCAAAAAAUAUUAAAAAAAUAAAACAUAUAAAAAUAAAAUGGAUACUGAACAUAAAAAAGAUUUUUCGACAGCUAUUUUAGAUAAAAAGAAAGCUCCAAAUAGAUUAAUGGUAGAUGAUGCCAAAAACGACGAUAACUCAGCAAUUUGUCUGACAUAAAAAAAGUUGGAUGAAUUAAAAAUAUUUAAAGGAGAUGCAGUCUUAAUAAAAGGAAAAAAGAGACAUGAAACGCUAUGUAUUGCUUUAACUGAUCCAACACUAACUGACGAUAAAAUAAGAAUGAACAAAAUAGUAAGAAAGAACUUAAGAGUACGUUUAGGAGAUGUUGUAUCCAUUAAAGCAGCUGAAGAUGUACCUAAUUUAUCUAAAAUUCACGUGCUACCAUUAGAUGAUACUAUAGAAGGCAUAACUGGAGAUAUUGCUACUACAUAUUUAAUUCCUUACUUUAAAGAUGCAUAUAGACCUGUUAAAAAAGGUGACUUAUUUAUAGUUAGAGGAGGAUUUAAAUCUGUUGAAUUCAAAGUUGUGGCUUGUGAACCGAAAGAAUAUGGUAUAGUAGCUCCUACAACUAUGUUAUUUACUGAAGGAGAGGCAAUAAAAAGGGAAGAUGAAGAGAAAUUGGAUGAUGUAGGUUAUGAUGAUAUCGGUGGAUGUAGAAAAUAAAUGGCUUAGAUUAGGGAAAUGAUUGAAUUACCACUUAGACAUCCUUAACUUUUCAAAACGUUGGGUGUAAAACCACCUAGAGGUGUACUUUUAUAUGGACCUCCUGGUUCUGGUAAAACCCUUAUCGCAAGAGCUGUCGCUAAUGAGACUGGAGCAUUUUUCUUUUUAAUUAAUGGCCCUGAAAUUAUGAGUAAAAUGGCAGGAGAAGCCGAAUCUAAUUUAAGAAAAGCAUUUGAAGAGGCCGAAAAGAAUUCACCAGCUAUCAUAUUUAUUGAUGAGUUGGACUCUAUAGCCCCUAAAAGAGAAAAAGUUAGUGGAGAAGUCGAAAAAAGAGUUGUUUCUUAACUCCUAACACUCAUGGAUGGCCUUAAAGGUAGAGGACAUGUAAUUGUAAUUGCAGCAACAAACAGACCAAACAGCUUAGACCCUGCCUUAAGAAGAUUUGGAAGAUUUGACAGAGAAAUAGAUAUCGGAGUACCUGAUGAGACCGGAAGAAUGGAAAUUUUAAGAAUCCACACAAAAAAUAUGAAACUAGACGAAGAUGUAGAUCUAUCCCUUAUUGCUAAAGAUACACACGGUUUCGUAGGAUCUGAUAUGGCAGCUUUAUGUACAGAAGCAGCCUUAUAAUGUAUUAGGGAAAAGAUGGAUUUAAUAGACAUUGAAGAUGAAAAAAUCGAUGCCGAGAUUUUAAAUGCAAUGUCUGUCAGUUAGGAACAUUUCAAAUUCGCAUAAGGAUAGGUAAAUCCAGCUUCUUUGAGAGAAACUGUUGUUGAGGUGCCAAAUGUUAAAUGGGAUGAUAUCGGAGGACUCGAAGAUACUAAAAAAUAAUUAUAAGAAAUGAUACUUUUCCCAAUUGAACAUCCCGAAAAAUUCCAUAAAUUUGGAAUGUAGCCUUCUAAAGGUGUACUUUUUUAUGGACCACCUGGUUGUGGUAAAACCUUGCUUGCAAAAGCAGUUGCUAAUGAAUGUUCAGCCAAUUUUAUCUCUAUUAAAGGACCAGAAUUAUUAACUAUGUGGUUUGGUGAGUCAGAAGCUAAUGUAAGAGAAAUCUUUGAUAAAGCAAGAGCUGCAGCACCUUGUGUACUUUUCUUUGAUGAAUUAGAUUCCGUAGCAGUCUAAAGAGGUGGCUCAUCUGGUGAUGCUGGUGGUGCUGGUGAUAGAGUCAUUAAUUAACUUUUAACUGAAAUGGAUGGAGUUAGUUCAAAGAAGAAUUUGUUCUUUAUAGGAGCUACUAAUAGACCGGAAAUUCUCGAUGAAGCUAUUAUUAGGCCUGGUAGAUUAGAUUAGCUUAUUUAUAUUCCUCUUCCUGAUUAACCAUCUAGAUUGGGGAUUCUCAAAGCUAAUUUAAGAAAGACACCGAUUUCAAAAGAUAUUUCUUUGGAAUUUAUUGCUUAAAUUACUGAUGGAUUUUCAGGAGCCGAUAUAACUGAAAUUUGCCAAAAAGCAGCUAAAGCAGCGGUUAGAGAUUCUAUUGAAGCAGAAGCUAGAUUGAAAAUCGCAGCUUAAAUGAACCCUAAUUAAGCAUAAGGAUUAGCUAAUUACGAUCCAGUACCGGAAAUUACAAGAAAACAUUUCGAAGAAGCCUUAAGAUCAGCAAGAAAAUCUGUAACUUCAGUGGACUUAAAUAAAUUUGAAUAAUUCAAAAGAAAAUUUGAUCCUAGUUUUGCUGCUUAAUCAGGGGGAUAAAGUGGACCAAAAAUUAACUGGCCUUCUGUUAAUAAUGCUAGUUAAUAAAUUGGUAAUAACAAAAUGUAGACUGAAGAUGAUGAUUUAUAUAAUUGAUGUCUUUUUUUAUUUUAAAUAUAAAAAUAAAUAUGAAAUUAUUUUAUAUUUUUAUUAAAUUUUAUUUUUUAAAUAAAAAUGCAAUGUUUUUUAUAA
Messenger RNA from Ichthyophthirius multifiliis, 2568 nucleotides. Its product is annotated as transitional endoplasmic reticulum ATPase, putative. Lineage: Eukaryota; Ciliophora; Oligohymenophorea; Hymenostomatida. Gene Ontology annotation, molecular function: ATP binding; polyubiquitin modification-dependent protein binding; ATP hydrolysis activity. Gene Ontology annotation, cellular component: nucleus; cytosol; VCP-NPL4-UFD1 AAA ATPase complex. The record is from RefSeq and is a predicted model, not a curated record. Gene Ontology annotation, biological process: retrograde protein transport, ER to cytosol; autophagosome maturation; mitotic spindle disassembly. The transcript is spliced from 5 exons.